This is a messenger RNA of Phytomonas sp. Hart1, 1440 nucleotides long. The record is from the annotation of a GenBank genome assembly. Lineage: Eukaryota; Euglenozoa; Kinetoplastea; Trypanosomatida; Trypanosomatidae.
AUGGGGGAAGCUGACAUUGCAGACUUCACUUUGGAUGAGAAUAUCAUCAUUGACACAGACAAAGGUCUUGCCCGGCAAGACCUAAGCAAGCUGGAUGUGAGCAAGCUCGGUGUGGACACAUUGGAAGUGAUGUCGAGACAGGCGACGGUUAAUGUCGGCACCAUCGGGCAUGUUGCGCACGGUAAGUCGACCGUCGUCAAGGCUCUCAGUGGCGUUAGAACGCAAAAGUAUCAUCGAGAGGCGGUCAUGAACAUCACGAUUCAUCUGGGCUAUGCCAACGCCAAGGUCUUCCAAUGCGAGACGUGCCCCCGACCUACAUGUUUCCAGACCUACCCGUCCUCGCAACCGGACGAUACCCCAUGCCCGCAGUGCGGCAAGUCCAUGGUCCUUAAGCGGCACUUUUCCUUCGUCGACUGCCCUGGACACGACGUCCUCAUGGCAACGAUGCUCAAUGGCGCCGCCAUCAUGGAUGCCGCGCUGCUGCUUAUUGCUGCUAACGAGAGCUUUCCACAGCCGCAGACGCUGGAGCAUCUUAAGGCUGUAGAGAUUAUGAAACUACGCCAUUUGAUAGUCUUACAGAAUAAAAUCGACCUUGUGGGUGAGGUGCACGCUCAUGACCAAUACCGGCAGAUUCGGUCCUACUUGGAUAACAUAGCGCUCAAUGCCCCGAUUGUGCCGAUCUCCGCCCAGCUCAAACGCAAUGUCAAUUUUCUAUUGGAAUACCUCGUGCAUGUGCCUCUGCCAACUCGUCAAUUGCGCUGUCCCGCACGCAUGACGAUUGUUCGUUCAUUCGACAUCAACAAGCCAGGAGAGGGCGAUAUCGAAAAUCUGAAAGGGGGAGUAGCAGGCGGCACCGUUACACAGGGUGUCAUUCGACUGGGGCAAGUGCUGGAAAUCCGCCCUGGGCUGAUCAAGUCGCGCAGCUACACAGAGCAGGGUCGGUUCAGCUACAACCCUCUUCGGACUCGUACGGUCUCGCUGAAGGCAGAGAACAAUGUACUUCAGUAUGCUAUCCCCGGUGGGCUCAUCGCUGUUGGCACCACACUAGACCCCACGCUGACACGACAAGAUAAGAUGGUAGGACAUAUGAUUGGUGAGGAAAAUUCACUGCCAGAUGUGUAUGCAGAAUUAGAAGUGCAGUUUUACCUUUUCAACGAAAUGGUUGGCACAAAGGCAUCCAAGGAUGGCAAGACCUCUAUCAAGCGCGUUCAAAAGCUUAAUCUUCAAGAAUCGCUUCAGAUUAACGUUGGUACCCUCACGGCUGGUGCCACGGUGCUUAACAUUACGGUGAACCCAGAUAUCGCCAAGCUCGAAUUGGUGACCCCUGUGUGUUGUUCACUCGGGGAGCAGGUAGCUAUAUCACGUAUGGUAGAUAAUAACUUCCGUUUGAUUGGCUGGGGAACCAUUCGUCGAGGAGUUCCGAUGAAACAAGGGGCCUAA